Molecule: messenger RNA, 12518 nt
Organism: Callithrix jacchus (white-tufted-ear marmoset)
Lineage: Eukaryota; Metazoa; Chordata; Mammalia; Primates; Cebidae
Source: RefSeq, a predicted model, not a curated record
UUUAACACAAUGCCGACGCCUACGCCGUGCGCAACGCCCCGCCGGCGCAACAGCCCGGCGCCGGGGGCGGGGGUGGCCCAGACAGGGAGAGAGGAUGAGCGCGCGCGAGAGCCGGAGACAGCGCGAGACCCGAGGAGGCCGGAAGCGCGCGUGCGCGCCCCCGCCCGCGAGCGGGAGGCGGAGCCGCAGCAGUAGCGGCAGCAGCUGUAGGAGCCGCUGCAGCUGGGAGAAGCGCCAGAGAGGCCGGGCCUGCUCCGGUCGGACCGGAUCCCUCCCCUCCCCCUCCCUUCUCCCUCCCCUCCCCCAAACCCACUUCCGCAGCUCGCGGCCUUGCCGCCGAAGCAGCAGCGGUGGUAGCAGCAGGAGGCGGCGGCGAGGCGUCGGAAGGAUUACGCACCUGACGGGCCCGCCUCCCAGGACUCCAGCGCGGGACGCUCACCGGCCGCCGCCGCCUGGGACGCACUUCGCGGUGGCGGCGGGAAGGGAGGGACCGGCCACGGGGAACGGAACGCGAAUCGCCCCCCUCCCCUUCCUCCCUCCCUCCCUCCGAUCCGCCGCCCGCCCUCUCGGCUUCCGUCCCCUCCCCCUCCCGCAAGGCCCCGGAUGGAGCCGCCGCCGACUCGCCGCCGCCUGGCUCCGGGGGAUGGUUUUGUCAGGCGGCCAGAGCCCGGGCGCCAGGCGCAGCCGCCGCCGCCCCCACGAGGCGCCCCUGCCCUCGCUUCCCAGAACCGGGUUCCCGAGUGGCCCAGGCCCUCCGCCUGCCUGCACCUGGAGCUCUGGGACGCGGGUCAUUCGUCGUCUUUGUUGCCACCGCCGCUGUCGGAACCGUUUGCGAGCUCCGGUGGCCCCCGCCCCCCCCCGCCUUCCCGGAGCCGGGGCCGGGGGUGGCACGUGGGCACCGGCCCCGGUAGGCGGAGGCGGUGCGCGCUUACCUGUCGCCGGUGCUGCUGCGGCGGGGGGUGUGGAGGAGGCGCCGCUGGGCAGCCUCGGCCGUACUGUCCUCCCCGCCGCCGCCGCCUCUACCUCUCGCUGCUGCUGCUGCUGCUGCCGCCGCGGUCGGUGUCUCCGGCGCGGCGGCGGCGGCGGCGGCGGGGCUUUUCCUGUCCGGUUACGUUAAGGUCACAUGACCGAGAGAGCGGAGAGACUAGUGCAAAGAGGCUGCGAGCGGCUCCCGCCGGGGGGGAGAGGCGGCGAGAGAGCAGUGGCGGCAAGAGCCCCCUCCGCCCCCCCCAGCCGCUCCCCUCCCCCCGCCCGCCUCCGCCUCCUGCUGCUCUGCCGCCGCCGCCGCCGCCGCCGCCUGCAGCACUCCACUGCCGCUCCCACCCAGGCUCCGCGCUCUGCUCCAGCCAAACUUCUGCAGACCAUGUGCAGGCGAGGCGAGGAAACUUCUCUCCACCUAUUGGGGCUGGAGGCCUGAGUCACAAGCCCCUUGUUUACAUAAAGUAUUUAGGUAGGACAAGUCAUUGAGGUGUUCGCCGUACGGAAGGAGAGCCGCUGCUCGCAUUCUGCUGGCUUUUGCUUGAGAUCUUUUGGCCCUUACCUUUGUCCCUCGACUUUCCGUGUUUCACUUUUAAUCUUGAAAUGGAGUGGCCUUCAGAACCGGGGAGAUACUGUAAACCACCAGUAUCUUUUUGUCACCAGUGGUGACAAACUAGUUGAGUGAUGUCAGAUAUUUCUGUCAGGGUUGAAUUAGAUGGUUGUUUCAGCAACUGGGUUUUCGUUUUUGAAGUUUUGGUCUCCCCCAAAAAUGAAAGUCUGUAAUGCAUGUUAAGAAUUUAUUCUCCUGUUAGGUUUUGGUGUUUGAGGUGUGGAUUCCAGAGUUGGCUAUUCUGUUAGAGGUAUGGAACAUCUUUUAACGGGGAGAUCCUGAAACAUGCAAACAUGGCAGGGAAGUUAGAAUUUCCUGAUGGUCAUUUUAAACAUUUUGACGUUUACUUUUUGGUUGUUGCCAUUUUUCUAGGAUUCAUGUCUUUUUUGGGGAAGUACAGUUUAGUUCUUUGAGGACUACAAUUUAAUGAUUUCUUUAUUUUACACAUGUAGGAGUUUUUUGAGAUUUGGGAAGGAUAUGGAUAUGGCUUUAUUCCUAAGGAAAUGGAGGCAGUAGUUUCGAGGAUACUCUCCUUUCAAGACAUGCUAACCUGGUUAUGAUAUCUAACCGAGUCUGGUUGAAUGUCUGGCACAUAGUUUACAAAUCAUUUAAGGGAGGCUUACUCUCUUAAGACAAUUUAAUACGUAGAAGUGUCCCCUCCUAAAAACCUGAGUUUGAUUUAGCAAUCCAGUUAUACCUGCAGGUACUGAUGACUAAUUCCUUCUUUGAAGACAAAAUAAGCAGCUGUAUAGCUUCACUGGUAGAUUCAGUGUAUACUUGCCUUGAACUUUCCUGUUUUUUUGAUCAGCUAGACAAAUGACUUUAGUGAGUAAAUGUCUGUCUACAAAACCAAAUUCUGACCCUGAUCUAAAUGGUAUCCCAGUGCACCGCUAUCACAGAAACAUCAAAGGUAGCCUUCAGAUAGGCAUUCCUGGUUCCUUGGAUUGACUUGAGUAUUGAAUGAGGUCUGUCUCAUCAUAUUAGGGGACUAAAAUGAUUUUGGUUGUUUUGUAGAGAAUCAUAAUUAGAGAUCUGUAAGUUCUUAAUUCUUUUGGACUUUGAAAAUUUUCAACCUUAUGUCGGUGGAAGUGGUCAUGUGAAGAAUGAAACUGUUUUAAGAAAGAAAGGAAAAGUGGGCAAAACUAAUGCUAAACUUGAGACUAUUGGGCAGAAAUUUGCCUAUGUGUAUAGUAAUUGGUCUUGAGUCAAAGUAACUAUGCUUAUUUUUAAGAUCACUGAAUAUUUCCUAGUGCUGCACUCUUUAUGUAGGUUUGCUUAUAGAAAUAAACCCAGGGGUAAGCCCAGAAACUGAGUACCAGUCCUAAAGAAAGUCUUAUCAAGAGCAUCUAUUCUCUUCAAGAGCUGCUACUGGAAUUUAGGACUGGGCUGUUUCCUGCUUAUUCUCUCAAGGCAUAUGCAGCCACACUUGAAUUUUGCCAAGUAUGCAGAUUAUUCCAACUUGUAGUCACAAUCAUCAACUAAUAGCGUUAUGACGAGAGCUAUACAGACCGUGUGUUUUCUACAGCUUGUUGAAAUAGAAGCAUUUAGAUGGAUAAAUAAAUCUGCAAAGGUUGAGGAGAAAACAGUAGUCCUAGCAGAGAAGAGCUAGUGUAUUUCAGGAUAGGGCCAAGGAAAGCGUCAGUUGUCUAGUAAGUCUCGUUUUGGGAGAGCCGCAAAGGUCCCUAGUACAGUAAUAAGAAAAAUAGGCCGGGUGCGGUGACUCACGCCUGUAAUCCCAACACUUUGGGAGGCGGAGGCAGGCGUAUCAUGAGGUCAGGAGUUCAAGAAGACCAGCCUGCGCUACAUGGUGAAACCCUGUCCCUACUAAAAAUACAAAAAAUUAGCUGGGUGUGGUGGUGGGCGCUUGUCAUCCCAGCUACUCUGGAGGUUAAGGCAGGAGAAUCACUUAAACCUGGGAGGCGGAGAUUGCAGCCAGCCGAGAUCUCGCCACUGCACUCCAGUCUGGGCAGCAGUGUUAGAGUGAGACUCUGUCUCAAAAAAAAAAAUAAAUAAAUAAAAUAAGUCUGGGCAUGGUGGCUCACACUUGUAAUCCCAGGACUUUCUGAAGGAUCUCUUGAGCCCAGGAGUUCCAGAUCGGCCAGAGCAAUAUAAGGAGACUACAUCUAUUAAAAAAGAAAAAAAAAUUAGUUUUGCAGUGAGCCAUGAUCGCACCACUGUACCCUAGUCUGGGCAACAGAGUGAGAUCCUGUCUCUAAGAAGAAAAAGAGUUAAAUGGCUGUUUAAUUAUGUGCCAAUUUAUUUUGGUAUUUUGAAAAUCUGGUAAAUUAGGAAUUCAAAAAUAGUUUGUAACACUUUCUACUUCAAAGAAAAUUACAGUGCAGGCAGUCUGAGUGGAUUCAUCAAAAGUUAUACAUGAAUAUUCUGCAGAGUCCGGUGUUGCUGAAAGUUUUGAUUUGUGUUCCGCUGAGACACAGCCACAAAAAUACACACUUGCUUGUGUUCUGAAGAAGACUGGUAAAUUAUUUUUAAAGAAUUUAAACUGUAGAACUGUUUGCUGUCUUCCAAUUUGCAGACCUCUAUGUAAUGAGAGUUGGACAGUGAGCAGAAAACAAUUUAAUAAGACUGUACUUGAUCUAUUGUGUGAGUGUGUGCGCUUAGGUUGAAGAUGGAAUUUCCUUUAACAUUGACAAGAAAAGUAGUAGUAGAAAAAAAUAAUAAAGGUGCUUUGGGUCCAAAGCAGCAUUUUUCACUAAUUUUAUGAAGGCAGUCCUGUUGAGUAACUUCUUAAAUUAGGAGAAUGAUGUGCUUUUGUGUGUUAGAUGUUAAAAUCUAGGGUAGAUACCAUGUCCUGUGUGUUAUGAAACUUAGCAUAUACAUCAGAAAAGAUGUAGUGUGAGGGUGUCUUACAUGGUUGGUUUGGUCAUAAAGUUUAUAGAAAAUGCUUGUUUUAUAGUUGGUUGUUACUGAGACGAGUCCCUCAAGGGAUUUCCUAUGCUCUAGGGAGCUUUUCGUUUUAUAUUUACUUGUUAGAGUUGUGGGUUUUAAUGUUUUCAGUUGUGCUUGUAAGAAACAUUUUAAUUUAACAAAAUUUUUAGGAAAUAGUACUUGUAUUAAGAGUGAUAUACCAUGCUAUCUUCUAUUUCAUUAUUUUAAGUUGAUAUUUCUGCCUUAAAUUGAUUUAUUCAACUACUAAUAAGUCAGGACCCACUGUUUAAAAAACACUGGUGUAUUCUCUUGGUGUUACAAAUUAACCCAAAACUCAGUGGUUUAAAACAAUAAACGUGUGUUUUCUCAUGUGAUUUCUGUGGGUCAGGAAUCUCGGAGUAGCUUAGUUAGGCGGUUCUGGGUCAGAGUUUUUCAUGGGGUUCCAAGGUGGCUCUCAUUUGGCAGGUCACCUAUGGCUGAUGAUGAAAGUUCUCCAUUGGACUGCUUGAGUGUCCUCACAACAUGGCGGAGGCUGGCUACUCCCAGAGCAGGUGAUUCAAGCAAGAGCAGAGAGGAAGCCACACAUCAUCACUUAUGCCGUAUUCUAUUAAAAACAAGUCACUUAAGUCCAGCCCAAACUUAAGGGAUGAAUAUCAAAGAAUUAUGGACAUAGUUUAAUGGCAGCCACAGUUACAUGUUUUUACACUUUUAUUAUUUAUUUAUUUAGAGAUGAAGUCUCGAUCUGUCGCCCAGGCUGGAGUGCAUCAGCGUGAUCUCAGCUCACUGCAGCCUCUGCCUCCUAGGUUCAAGCCUCCUAGGUCCUGCCUCAGCCUCCCGAGUAACUGGGAUUACAUGCGCCCACCACCAUGCCUGGAUAAUUUUGUAUUUUUAGUGGUGACGGGGUUCCUCUAUGUUGGCCAGGCUGGUCUCGAACUCUACCUCAGUGAUCCACCUGACUUGGCCUCACAAAGUGCUGGGAUUAAAGGUGUGAGCCACUGUGCCUGGCCUGUUUUUCCAUUUUAUUUUAUUUUAUUAUUUAUUAUUUUUUGAGACGGGGUUUCGCUGUUGUUAGCCAGACUGGAGUGCAAUGGCACGAUCUCAGCUCACCACAACCUCCGCCUUCUGGGUUCAAGCAAUUCUCCUGCCUCAGCCUCCCGAGUAGCUGGGACUACAGGCGCGCACCACCAUGCCCAGCUAAUUUUUGUAUUUUUGGUAGAGACGGGGUUUCACCUUUUUGACCAGGAUGGUCUCGAUCUCUUGACCUUGUGAUCCACCCGCCUCGGCUUCCCAAAGUGCUGGGAUCAUAGGCGUGAGCCACCGCGCCUGGCCUCUGUUUUUCCAUUUUAUAGGUGAGUUCGGAUUGAACCAAAAGCCAUGCUGAAGUCAAUCUGUAAGUAAUUAUCUUAGUUAAUUAAGUCAGUUUUUUUUCUCUGAAGGCAUUGAGGAAGCAGGCUCAAAGAAUUUGAGUAAUUAAGCAGCCCAAGGUCAUUCAGUCUAGGAAAACCUCACAAAUUUUCUCUGUGACCUUUCUCAUUAAUAAUAUGUAAGCUGAUAAAAAUAAGAAAAUUGGUUGGUAAAUUUUUUUUCAAAAGAAAUUAUACUGUAGAACUCUUUGCCAUUCUUCCAGUUUGCAGAACUCUGUAUGAUAAUAUACUUUACAGAUAAUGCUUGGUGUCUAGAUUCCUCAUACUGGCACACCUCUUGUUGAUUUUUAGAGGAAAAAGCAAAGGUACUCAUUAAAUGAAUUCAAACUACUUUCAAUAGACCAUUGCAGAUGCUGUCUGUGUACUCACCAUGAGAUGUACUAUGCAAACUAAUUCUAGUUAUCACAUUUUGAGACUCAAAAGAGGAUGUUGUGACUUAAAGAUGGUCAGAAUUUAAGUGUUCUUUCUUAGCAAUUUUGGAUCUGGAAGGAUUUUGUUCUAAGACUAGUUUCAGCUUAGUGAUAGGAGGAAUAGGAUGGACCUGACGUUGGUAGUGUGAGCGAAGGCAGGAUAAAUUUCUAAAGACCUACUUAAAAAUGUUUUUUAAUCCAUUAGGCUUUUCUGAAUAAUAGGUUGGGAUACAAUAAGUUAUCUUACACCUUUUGCUUUACAGAAUGGGAUAAUGGCUACUUAAACCUCUUUUCAAUUUUCUCUUACCACUCUGAUUCUUUCUAUUCUGACUUAAAGCCCUAUUUGUACACACUUACUUUGAUUACCCCUACACUUUAUUUUUUUGAGCCAGAGUCUUGUUCUGUCGCCCAGGCUGGAGUGCAGUGGCAUGGUCUUGGUUCACUGCAACCUCCACCUCUCAGGUUCAAGCGAUUCUCCUGCCUCAGCCUCCCUGAGCAGCUGAAACUACAGGCGCGUGCCAUCACGCCUGGCUAAUUUUUUGUGUGUUUUAGUAGAGAUGGGGUUUCACCAUGUUAGCCAGGCUGGUGUUGAACUCCUGACCUCGUGAUCCGCCAGCCUUGGCCUCCCAAAGUGGUAGGAUUAUAGGCGUGAGCCACUGUGUCCAGCCUGAUUACCCUUUCUACUUGUUAUUUGUCUACCUAUAUCUUUUUUUUUUUAAUAUAUAUUUUAUUGCGUUUUAGGUUUUGGGGUACAUGUGAAUUGUUGCAUAGGUACAUACAUGGCAAUGUGGUUUGCUGCCUUCCUCCCCAUCACCUAUAUGUGACAUUUCUCCCCAUGUUAAUCCUUCCCCAACUCCCCACCCGCCGCUGCCCCUCCCCUGUUUCCCCCUUUUGUCUACCUAUAUCUUGUAUCCCUCACUCUGACUGUAAGCUGUUUGAGGGACGGGAGUUCUUUUUAUAUGUACUCUGGUGCUUGAAUGCUUGCAGAAUUGAAUUUGUAGUUAAAGGACCUAAGACAGUGAUCAUUUUCCUACUACAACUGAAUGAAAAAACUGUUGAUUGUUCCAGAAAGCAUCUGGGGAUAGGCAUUAGAUGCUGGUGAUGCAUAUAUGAAUCUUUGCUCUUCAGGUGCUCACAGUCAAGUGGGGGAGAAAAACACAGAUAUCUAAUACACAAUUUAUACUGCAGAUGUGCAGAGUGCUGUGGGUGUGUAGAUAAGGUUGAUAUUUAAGCUGAAUCUUGGAGGGUGAGCAGGUGUUUAAAAGAUAGACUUAGUUUUGUGAUGUGCUUGGGGGGCUGGGGCAUUUCUUAGCUUCAUUCCUUUAUUAUAUGUCUCCUUUGUUUUCCUUUUAUUGUUGGUGAGUUACCAUCAUAAUUUAAUAAAUUGCUUCUUUCUGUGGCAUGUAUAUUCUUGUCAUGUUAUUUCUCUAGAACUGUGCUGUCCAAUUAAUGUCACACUAGUAAUGUGUGCUGAGUAGCCACCUAUUGCUAGAGGCUACCAUAUUGGACAGCACAGAUAAUACAAAACAUUUCUAUUAUUGGAGAAAAGUUCAGUUGGACAUCAUUGCUCUCUAGAAUCAUGUUUCUCUCCCUGUUACAAAACAUUUCUACUAUUGGAGAAAAGUUCAGUUGGACAUCACUGCUCUAGAAUCAUGUUUCUCUCCCUGUUUUCACGUUAUCAGUAACGUAUUGAGUUCAGAAUAGAAUUAGGAAACUUAAUAGCCUCCUAAUAAUGUCAUUAGGAGGGACAGAGUGGUUGGUUAUUUAUGAACAGUCGGGGGAGAGAGUAGUGGUUUGUAGUGGUUGAGAAUAUAGCCUUUGGAAUCAGAUCUGUGUUAGAAUUAUGGUCCAUCCCUUAGACUGUAUGGCUUGGGCAUGUUACUUAACCUCAGAGCCACAAGUUUUCCUUUUCCUCAAAUAGGGAUAAUAAUUACUACCUCCUAGCAUCGGGUGAGUAGAAAAUAAAACAGUAUAUGGAGGGGGGCAUAGCACAGUACCUCAGUAAAUGAUAUAUUUUGAAAUAAUCACUGAUUUAAAAAAAUUAGAAUUAUAUAGUAAAAGUGACUUUUUUGUUUUUUCAGUAUACAGUUCUGUGAAUUUUAACAUAGUAUUUGUCUAGUCACCAUCAUGAGAAUAUAGGCCAGGUCUAUCACUUUAUUUUGCUGUCUUUUUAUAGACCUGUGCUGCUUCCACCCCAUCCCCUAGCUAUGAAUGAUCCGUUGUCAAUCACUGUAGUUUUACUUUUUUUUUUUUCUCAAGUGGAGUCUUGCUUUGUUGGCCAGGCUGGCAUGCAGUGGCGUCAUCUUAGCUCACUCUUCCUCCUGGGUUUAAGCGAUUAUUCUUCCCUGGCCUCCCUGCCUCAGCCUCCAGAUGUGCCACCUCGCCUGGCUAAUUUUUUGUAUUUUUAGUGGAGAUUGGGUUUCACCAUGUUGGCCAGGCUGGUUUCGAACUCCUGACCUUGUGAUCUGCGUGCCCUGACCUCCCAAAGUGAUGGUAUUACAUGAGUGAGCCACUGCACCUGGCUUUAGUUGUACCUUUUCUAGCAUGUUACAUAAAUGGAAUCAUAUAGUCUGUAGCCUUUGCAGACUGGCUUCUUUUACUCAGCCAGAUUGAGAGUGAUUUGUCCAAGUUGUUAAAUCUAUCAGUAUUUCAAAACCGAUCUUUAAAGACAUCAAAAAAAAAACAAAAAAAACACAUUGUAAUUUUGAAGCAUUAUUUCUUAAAAGAAAUGUGAAUCUGAAUUCUUAAACAGUUCUUAAAGUAGUGUUUGGCUCAAGAUUUUUAUGUUUAAAAGUAAAAUGAUAAAAUUUAUAGGGAGAAUUACUACUUCCACCUGAUUGAUAAAAACUGUGUGUGAAAUUAACACCCUUUAUGAAAAUUGUCAUUUUGAUCAUUGGAAGGGAACGUUCUUGUUUUUAGUAGUUGAUCCAUAUUAAAGAUCUGUAGAGUUGCAGCGAAGUCCAGAGUUGAAAAAGUGACUGUUUAAAUAUCAGUUUCUAAAAUGCAACCCCAAAGAUAGUGUGAUCAGUCCUGGUUUGCCCAGGACUUGCCCAGUAUUAGCAGCGGAAGUCUGGCUGCUCCUAAGAAACCCUUUGGUCCCAGUCAGACUUAGCAUGAUUGCUAGGACUCUUUUCCCUAUCUGAAAAGAGACACAAAAUCAGAGGAUUCCAGUUCAUCAGGUUUCAGUAGUGAACCAUCGGCCAAGUAUUUCAGCUAAUCUUAAAUUGCCGUCAGUGUGCUUAAGAGUCAAAAAUCUUUAAGGUAACCAGAACCCUAACCAUGUGAGGUUUUUAAAAUUAAGAUCAACACCUUGAAUUUAAAGUUUUGUGGCUAGAGGGUUAGAUUUUAUUGGAAUUAAUUUUGGUUAGUUUUAAUUUGAUGAUUCCUAGAGGCACUCAAGUUAAUCCUUUUAAAUUAGCAAUUAAAAAAAAAAAUUGUUAGAGUAAGCAGCUUCCCAAGCCUUGUGUGAAAAAGCUGGAUUGAAAGUCAAGUUUCCACUUAACCAGAGGGUCUUCUGUUUUCAGUUUUUAAAAUCAACUGACCUCUAAACCUCAAGUAGAUUUUAACUUCACUAGUCUGCUCCAUUUUCCUGACUUUUCACACCACCUGCCUCUUACAGAUUUCUUUAUAGAGCAUCUGUCUAUAAGCAGAUUGUUUUCCUGCUGCCUUCAUUGGAAUGUAAGCUUCUUGAAAGCCAGGGGCCCUAUGUGGCAUCUUAACCGCUGUGUCUUAGAGCUUAGAGUAGUGCAUUUUAAUUUCUAGUAAAUAAAUAUGAAAUUGGAUGAAAAAAAGAAUGAGUAGGUUUUAGAGUGCUGCAUGCUUUCCAGAUUAUUUUAACAGUCUAGGAGAUGUGGAAAGUUUUUGUUUUUAAAACAUUUAAAAGUCCACGUUUUGUUUCACAGAGGAAGUGAAAAUGUGGUCUUUAAAAAUUUUUGUUUCAUUAACCCUCUUUUAAGGGAAGGGAAUUUAGUAUGGUGACAUUAAACCUUCCUUAAAAAUGGCAAUUCAGAACCAGAGGAGAGAGCUGAAAGUGAGAGUAGAUUUGGAUUUGGAAAAAUUAUCUCUACUUUUGAUCCACAUCACCCUCUCCUGGUGUUUCCCUCCCCCUCUCCCUGUCCCUCUCCCUCCCUCUUCCCCUCUCCCUGUCCCUCUCCCUCCCUCUUCCCCUCUCCCUCUCCCUCCCUCUCCAUAGAGCAGGGUCUGAGGAAAUUGGUUUGGCGAAAGAGGAGAACUGAGUCACUUGAGAUUAGUACUUAGUAAGCAAGAGUGCUAAUGAAUGAUUUAAAAUCUGUAACCUGAGUAUAAACCAAUACAUAGAUUCUAAGUUAGUGCUGCUUAAGAGUUUAGUGAGCACCUAAGAGUCUCCCCAAGAGUUAGAAAAAACAUGUUUCCUAUCUGCAGCCCCAGACAUUCUGAUUUACUGUGGUGUAGAACUCAGGAGUCAGUAGUAUUAAUGGACAGUCUGGAGUAUUUGCUGAUGCAGUUGGUCUGAGGACGAUGCUUUGGAAAAACUGCUUUAGGUAGUAGAAAGACAGGACAGUUAUUUCAAAUAGACAAAUAUAGUUUGUUUUUAAGAUGAUAAAACUAGAAAGAUACUGAUUUUAUGUAUUUAAAAAGAAGUCUGCUUCUGACUGCUGUGGUUAUCCAAGAAGGCACCCCAGAAAAACUGUUGGCUGCUGCUGUCUGGUAUAUGCAGAAAUGUGUAGUUUAAAAAAGCCUUUGUGGGCUUGCACUGAGGAGCCAACCCAUUUUAUACAGUGAAAAGAUUGCAUUAUAUUUAAAUUGACCCUUGUAUUCCAAAGUCUGAGUUACGAUGUUUCUUUUUUGAGAUGGAGUCUCGCUCUAUUGACCAGGCUGGAGUGUAGUGGUGCAGUCUCAGCUCACGUCAGCCUCCUGAGUAGCCCUGGAUUACAGGCGCCCACCACCACGCCUGGCUAAUUUUUUUAUUUUUAGUAGAGAUGGGGUGUCACCAUCUUGUCCAGGCUGCUUUUGAACUCCUGACCUCGUGAUCCACCCACCUCGGUCUCCCAAAGUGCUGGGAUUACAGGUGUGAGCCACUGCGCCUGGUCUAUGAUGUUUCUUAAAGAUUCAAAGAUGGAUCCUGGGAAUUUGAUUCAGCUUCCAUUUCAUCUGAGAGUUAAUCCUCACAGUAACUCUGAGAUAGGUUAAUAAUAAAUUCUCCUGUUCACAGAUACUCCAUUAAUCCUCACAGUAACCUAUGAGAUAGUUUAAUUAAACCUACUUCACAGAUGAGGAAAGUGAGGCCGAAGAGGUUGAGUGAUUUGCCCAAGGUUGUAACAGCAAGAAUUAGUGGUGAAGCAAGAAUUCAAAUCCAUACUGGUCUUAAUCAGUGAGCCCUCCUGUGAUAGAAAUUAGAUACCACUCUGAUAACUUUGGGAGCCAGUGGUGAAUGUACUUACUUUAGGCUUUACAUACUGUGUAAUUUGUUGGUCAUUUUGUUCUUAGAGAGGUGGUGAUCUUAAUAAAGUUUUUACUUUAUUAAGUAAAAGAAAGUACUUUUUUUUUUUUAAAGACAGGGUUUCACUAUAUUGGUCAGGCUAGUUUUGAACUCUUGACCUAAGAUGAUAUGCCCGCCUCAGUCUCCCAAAGUGCUGGGAUGACAGGUGUGAGCCACUGUGCCCGGCCUGAAAGUAAGUUUUUACUUACAUUACAACUAAAACAAUUCUUUAAACUUUCCUAAGUUGAAGUUUUACAUCAUAAAAUUAGUUGAAAAAGAUGUAAUUGCCAGCGUAUUGUAAAUACUGGUAUUUUAAAAUAAGCUGUUUUAUCACUUUUAAGAAAAACCUUUGUAAUUUAGUGCAUUGUAAUAGUGUAUUGAGCUAAUGUCCACUAUAAUCCAUUUAAACAUAGGCGAACUAUGCAAAUGUUUUUCCUCUUGAAAAUGUAUUUGUGAUACAUUUCCUCUACAAAACUUUAUGCUAAUAAAUGUUUAUGAAUCUCUUGAUAAUCUUUUCAUUUCUUGUAAGUUUUUUAUAUAACUUGAAAUGUUUAAUAUACUGUAGCCAUAAGGCACCAAAUGUUCAUGGUGUUUUCUGGAUUAUUUCACAUUGUUUCUACUAAUUAGUUGAUCAGAACAGCAAAUUGUAUAAAUUGACACUUGGAGUAAAAUUUUAUUGGAAGUGUAUUUCCUAAAAAAUGGGAGAAGACAUAAUGGCUUCAAUUAAAGUUUGCAUUUACCAAUCUUUCAAA